This is a messenger RNA of Sinocyclocheilus grahami, 3828 nucleotides long. RefSeq names its product EPS8 signaling adaptor L2 (gene eps8l2). Gene Ontology annotation, molecular function: actin binding. The record is from RefSeq and is a predicted model, not a curated record. The coding region runs from base 264 to 2291 and encodes 675 amino acids. NCBI's taxonomy places the organism in Eukaryota, Metazoa, Chordata, Actinopteri, Cypriniformes, Cyprinidae. Gene Ontology annotation, biological process: positive regulation of ruffle assembly; Rho protein signal transduction; regulation of Rho protein signal transduction. The transcript is spliced from 21 exons. Gene Ontology annotation, cellular component: plasma membrane; ruffle membrane; vesicle.
UCGCUCGAGCGCACCUGUUGCAUCGUUCUAGACUUUUUGUCAUCACCUUUAUUUUUUGGUUUGACAUUUUUGUAUCAGCAAAGUCGCCUUGGCUACCCCAAACCCUCCGAGCUUGGAGCAAAGUUCACCUCUGUGAGAAAACAGAUUGAGAUGGAGCCUUGAAGAAGAGUUUACCGCAAGACUUUCUGGAAACGGGAGGAAUUAUCGGCGAACUGAAGAACGGGACCGUAGCCUCUCUCUGCUGAGGGUGGAUGUAGUAGAACAUGAAUGCUUUGGGGACCCCAACAAAAGCAAGCAAUGGGGUGGCCAGAUCGGACAGCAAGAUCAGUGCCAAAACCCUGUUCGAGCAACGAAAGAAGUACUCAAACUCGAACGUCAUCAUGCAAGAGACGUCACAAUAUCAUGUGCAGCACCUGUCUACGUUCAUCAUGGAUAAAUCUGAGUCCAUUGCUACAGUAGACGACGCAAUUAAGAAGCUGAAGCUGCUGGACUCCAAAGACAAAAUCUGGACACAGGAAAUGCUGCUGCAGGUGACGGACAAAUCAAUCAAACUCCUGGACUCCGAAACCAAGGAAGAGCUUGAAAUCUUUCGUCUGGCCACAGUCCAUCACUGUCAGACGCUGUUGAACCAGACCAGAUAUCCAUCCAUCCUUCUGCUCAUCUGUCAGGACAGUGAACAACACAAACCAGACAUUCACUUCUUCUACUGCGACGAAGUGGAGGCAGAGAUGGUGCACGCUGACAUUGAUAGCGCUCUGGGAGACAACACAUGCGGCAAGAAGAUGCGACCGCAGACGCUAAAAAUGAACCAAGAAAAGAUGAAACACCACCGGGAGAGCAUCAUCCCGGCUUCUGAGCCUAGAAGUCCUGGCCCUGGGGUCAAAGGUCGAGUAGCAGCUACAGACAUGAAAGAUGAAUUGUCUAUGCAGGACCCCGAGUCCAAUAUGAAACUGGCCCAACGGAUUGAGAAGGACGUGCAAAUCCUGAACUGUGCUCUAGACGACAUCGAGAUCUUUGUUGCACGUCUUCAUAAAGUGGCAGAGGCUUUUGCGCAACUUAACCAGCGCAACAGGAGCAAGAAAACCAAGAAAAGAGGCCCGGCAGAGGGAAUGCUAACGCUACGAGCUAAACCUCCAUCAGAAGGCGAGUUUAUCGACUGUCUUCAGAAGCUGAAACUCUCUUUCAAUCUGCUGGCCAAACUGAAGAAACACAUCCAGAACCCCAGCGCUGCAGAGCUCGUGCACUUCCUGUUUGGACCUCUGGAAAUGAUACUGCAGAGUUGUGGCAGUCCUGAGCUGCCGCGUGUGGUCAUCUCUCCUCACCUGUCCCGGGACACAGUGGACUUCCUGAGAGGACACCUGACUCCCAAAGAGAUGACCAUCUUUGAGCUGCUGGGAGACUGUUGGACACGGCCCAGAGCUGAUUGGCCGAAAGAUCAGUGCGCUCCUCUGUACGUCCCAAAGUUCCGGAACGGCUGGGAGCCGCCGGUGGAACUGUUCCGCUCGUCACCGUGGGAGACGGAGAGCGCCGGUGCACCGGUGCAAACAGAAUACAGACCGAAAGAGUUCUUUGGAUCACAGUCAUCCCUCUCUUCAAACGGGUCUUUCUCGACGUCUCCUGCUUCUCGCAAGUAUGCAAAGAUUCGCUACCACUUUGUGGCACGUAAUGCAAACGAGCUGUCGGUGCUUCAGGAUGAAGUUCUGGAGGUGUUGGAGGAUGAUAAGCAGUGGUGGAAGUUGAGGAACCGAAGUGGACAGGCGGGAUAUGUGCCCUAUAAUAUCCUGGAUGUGGUAAAACUGGAGGAUCCUCACGCUUUUAUUGACCCGCCAUACAGUCCAGGAACACCUUAUAGUCCGUCAUACCGAGGACAGUCGCCCUCCAGCUCACUGGGCAGUGACAAAGACAAAAGUGACUCAGGUCAACAGAUGGACAAAGUGAACGAUGAGCUGCUCAUGUUGAUCACCGGUAAUAAGAUUCAACAGCCUGCGAGGAACUUUAAAGUGGUGCGUCAGUCUGCUGUUCCUCUGACCUUUAACUCCAACCCGGCCGAGGUCACCAACUGGCUCAAUGCCAAGGGCUUCUCCAAACCGACGGUGGAGCGUCUGGGAAUCCUGACCGGCGCUCAGCUCUUCUCUCUGAAUAAAGAUAACCUGAAGGCUGUGUGUGGAGACGAGGGAUCUCGCGUCUACAGCCAGAUCACCGUCCAGAAAUCACUACUAGAGAAGAGUCGAGGAGAUUCGGAACUGCAGGAGAUUCUGAUUAAACAGCAAGAGAAAAUUGCAUCUACCUAAAUGCUCACAUGGACUGUCAAUCAAACGGUCACCUGGCAACAGUAACCAUCAACCAAACCCACCAAUGAAGUCUAAUCCAAUAGAUUUUCUAAUGGUGCUUUUUUAUUAUUAGUGCAUGUACGGACCUUAUUGUAAUUUAUCCACACACAUCAUCUUGUUCAUGCUGGAAAAUAGUUGUAAGCUUAUACGACUCUCUAGUGCAUGGAAACAAUAUAUCGGUGAGUCUCAUGAAAACAUGUACAGGCCACGCUUCAAAAUAAGAAAAAUUAAACUAUGAUAAAAAUAAAGACUCUUUCAGGACCAUUAAUGUUUUUGUUGUUUUUGAAUGUCAUUUUAACCACCAUUGCUCAAAGUAACAUUGAUUUAGAAAAAUAAUAAUAAUAAUAAUCAGCAUAAAUGAAAAUCAGUACAAUGACUUUUCACCUCAAAAACAAAAGGAUUAUUAUAGAAAGACCAUUUUAGGAUCAUUAACAUUUUUGCGUCAUUUGUCAAUUUCUCAAAGUACUGCAGCCAUUUUCUUGAGUUUUUGUAAUUCUCAAUGAUUCAUUCAAAAAUUCAUGUUUUACAAUUCAAAAACAAAUCACAUUACAGUAAUUCAAAAAAGUUUAAGUUGAGGUGAAAUUCAAAACAGUGCAACAAAUGUAAUUUAAGCAAAAUAAACAUAUUUCUUGUGAUCUUGUGGUUAUGUGACCCGUACAGGUUUUACAGGUGAGAUUCACCCGUGUCCAUAAGAUUGAACAGAGUGAAUGUUUUCUGGGGUUUGAUGUAUGAUUGCAUCGGUGACGUUGGCUUUGAAAGAGACGUAAAUGUAAAUAAUGUGCUAAAUUCAGUCUCAUCACACGUUCUGAUGCUGAUCGUUAUGACGAAUGAAUGACGCGAGAACAGUAGAUAUAUCAGCUGGAUUUCAUGCAUGUCUUUCCUUCGUCAACACUGUAUACGGAACAAGUGUUUUAAUUUGUAUAAAGGGCAUUUAGAGAUUUUGAUCCUUCAGAAUGUAGUUCAAUCACAAUAGAGACACUUGAAAAAGACACACAGAUGAGGUUUAAUCAGUUUAAUUGGUUACCAGUAGUAGGAAAUCAUGUCAUAUAAAACCCAGAAGUACAACCUCUUAGUAUUAUCCUGCUAGUUUCUCCAAAUGUUAUUUAUAAAAACAAAAUCACUGUUGUAAAUUUAAGAAAUAAAGUGACUGCUAAAAGACUGUGCCUCCGAAAUUAUCCUCAAAAUAUUCAAUGCAUCUAGCAACUAUGCAAAUCUAAAUUUCAGCAAUUGUAAUCCAGCUAUCACACGACUUUCAGGAACAAUCAUGCACGUUCAUGCACCAUCAGAUACGUUCUUUAUUAGGAGCAAGACCCACAUCUCUCUGAUCAGUCUCUUUAAAACACAUUCAAAGUGCCACAAUUACCCUUUAAAUAUCAAAAACAAAAGUGCUACGCAUCAUUUUAGCAAUCUGAUUGACUGGUCUUUUAGUUAGGAGACUUUUUAAUGUCUAGUCUGCGACAUGCUCUCUCUGAUUGGUAGAUUCUGCUCAGCUUUUCAU